AUGGAGGUUAAUGGAGAGAGAUUCAAAAUCAACUCUGCUGAUCCUUCUACUACUUUACUCGAGUUCUUGCGAUUCAACACUCCUUUCAAGAGUGUCAAGCUCGGAGGGUGUGGUGCUUGUCUUGUAGUGUUAUCAAAAUACAAUCCAGAGUUAGUGCAAGUGGAGGAAUGUAGUAUAAACUCUUGUCUCACACUUCUCUGUAGUAUCAAUGGAUGUUCCAUCACAACAUCUGAAGGUCUUGGCAAUACAAAGAAGGGAUUCCACCCGAUUCAGAAACGACUCGCCGGGUUUCACGCCUCUCAGUGCGGUUUCUGCACACCAGGAAUGUGCAUUUCUCUCUACUCAGCACUUGCAAAUGCUCAUCAUAGCAACAGCUCAGGCCUCACGGCUUCUGAAGCUGAGAAAUCCGUGGCUGGAAACCUUUGUCGAUGCACCGGUUAUCGUCCCAUUGUCGAUGCCUGUAAGAGUUUUGCUUCUGAUGUUGAUAUUGAGGACUUGGGGUUUAACUCCUUUUGGAGAAAAGGAGAAAGCAAAGAGGUUAUGUUGAAGAGUUUGCCUCCUUACAAUCCAAAAGACCAUCUUGUGACCACAUUCCCUGAGUUCUUGAAGAAGAAGAAGAAGGUUGAUAAUGGUUUGGAUCAUUCGAGGUAUCAUUGGACUACUCCUCUAAGUGUAGUUGAGCUUUAUAAAGUAAUGGAAUUUGCUAAUUCUGGAGACUCGUUGAAGCUUGUUGUUGGGAACACGGGGACAGGUUAUUACAGAGACGUGGACCAGUUCGAUAGAUAUGUCGAUAUCAGCCAUAUUCCGGAGAUGUCGAAGAUCCAGAAAGAUGAGAAAGGAAUCGAAAUCGGAGCAGCUGUAACCAUAUCUAAAGCUAUCGAUGCUUUGAACGAGGAGAGCAAAUCUUGCUACGUUUUCAAGAAAAUGGCGACUCGUAUGGAGAAAAUCGGCAACCAUUCUAUCAGGAACUCAGGGAGUAUCGGCGGUAAUCUAGUCAUGGCACAGAGCAAGAAGUUUCCUUCUGAUAUCACCACGCUUUUACUCGCUGCAGAUGCGUCUGUGUAUAUGUUAAACGGCGAGAAAACCGAGAAGCUUAAGCUAUUAGAGUUUCUUGAAUUGCCUCCGAUAUUAGACUCCAAACGAGUUCUUUUGAAGGUUGAGAUUCCAUCUUCGACUUCUGAUAUACUCUUUGAAAGCUACCGAGCUUCACCUCGCUCUAUUGGAAACGCAUUGCCGUAUUUGAGUGCUGCUUUCUUUGCACAUGUGUCUCGCCAAGAACCAUCAAGAAACGGCGUAAAGGUGGAUAAAUGUUUGUUGGCAUUUGGUUCUUAUGGCAGCGAUCAUUCAAUCAGGGCGACAGAAGUUGAGAAGUUCCUAACCGGUAAGUUUCUCAGCUACAAUGUUCUCUGUGAAGCUGUGUGUUUACUAAGAGGAAUCAUAGUUCCCGGAGAAGACACUUCGCACCCUGAGUAUAGGAAAAGCUUGGCUGUUGGAUUUCUUUUCGACUUCUUCUAUCCGAUAAUCGAGAGUAGCAAUAUAAUAUGUAGUCUUGAUCCUGCGAAAUCUCUUCCCUUCCUAUCAUCUUCACAGCACGUGGUAGAGAGCAAUGAGUUUCAGCCUGUUGGUGAAGCGGUUAUCAAAGUUGGAGCUGCAUUACAGGCUUCUGGUGAAGCUGUUUUUGUUGAUGAUAUUCCGACUUUACCGGAUUGUUUACAUGGAGCAUUCAUCUAUAGCACAGAGCCUUUGGCUAAGAUAAAAAGCAUAAGCUUCAGUGAGGACGUGACUCCUUGUGGAGUUUUCGCUGUUCUCACUUUCAAAGAUCUUCCACAAGAGGGACAAAACAUUGGUUCCAAGACCAUUUUUGGACCAGGACCUUUAUUUGCAGAUGAACUAACUCGAUGUGCUGGUCAAAGAAUUGCUCUUGUGGUUGCAGACACACAGAAACAUGCAGACAUGGCAGCAAAACUUGCGGUAAUUGAGUAUGAUACAACGAACUUAGAACUACCGAUAUUAACCGUCGAAGAUGCGGUUAAAAGAUCGAGUUUUUUCGAUGUUUAUCCCAUGUUUUACCCAGAACCAGUCGGUGAUGUUUUAAAAGGAAUGAAAGAAGCUGAGAAAAAAAUAAUCUUGGCUAAGUUUAGUCUUGGGUCACAGUACCACUUCUAUAUGGAGCCACAAACAGCACUUGCCUUGCCAGAUGAAGACAACUGUGUGAAAGUGUUCAGUUCAUCACAAGCACCUGAGUAUGUUCAUUCGGUAAUCGCUACAUGUCUUGGCAUUCAAGAGCAUAACGUGAGAGUCAUCACCAGAAGAGUUGGAGGUGGAUUUGGAGGUAAAGCUGUGAAGUCAAUGCCUGUUGCAACAGCAUGUGCCUUGGCGGCUCACAAACUGCAGCGGGCUGUUAAGAUGUAUCUGAACCGCAAGACCGAUAUGAUAAUGGCUGGAGGAAGGCAUCCGAUGAAAGUGACUUACAAUGUCGGUUUUCGAUCAGACGGGAAGCUCACUGCGCUUGAGCUGACAAUGCUGAUAGAUGCAGGGAUCGAGCCUGACGUGAGCCCGAUCAUGCCGCGGAAUAUAAUGGGUCCGUUAAGGAAGUAUGACUGGGGAGCCUUGUCGUUUGAUGUUAAAGUCUGCAAGACGAAUCUCCCGAGCAGAACCGCCAUGAGAGCUCCAGGGGAAGUACAAGGCUCUUACAUAGCGGAAUCCAUUAUAGAGAAUGUAGCUUCUUCUCUUGGAAUGGAUGUUGAUGCAGUGAGAAAGAUAAACCUUCAUAGUUACAGCAGCCUAAGGAAGUUUUACAAGGGCAUUGCUGGUGAUCUUGUUGAAUAUUCUCUGCCUUUACUAUGGGACAAACUUGAGAUAUCUUCAGAAUUCAACCAAAGAUCUGAGAUGGUUAAGAAGUUUAAUAAAGAGAGGGAUUUCUCGAGUACCGAUUAUCCAUCAGGUUAUGCAGAGGCCAACACCGGGAAAGUAAGCAUUUUGAGCGAUGGUUCUGUUGUGGUUGAGGUUGGAGGGAUUGAGAUAGGGCAAGGAUUGUGGACUAAAGUACAACAGAUGUCUGAUACGCUCGGUUUGAUCCAAGGAGGUUUCACUGCCGGUAGCACGACGUCGGAGAAUAGCUGUGAAGCCGUUAAGCUUUGCUGCAUUAUCUUGGUGGAGAGGCUGAAACCUUUGAUGGAGAAGUCAGGUUCUUUGACUUGGAAUAUGCUUAUUCAACAAGCUUAUGCUCAGUCUGUGAAUUUAUCAGCGAGUACAUUGUAUAAGCCAGAGUUUACUUCCAUGGAGUACCUCAACUAUGGAGUUGGAGUGGAGGUGGAUCUUUUGACAGGAAGGACAGAGAUUUUGAGAUCAGAUAUCAUUUAUGAUUGUGGAAAAAGUCUUAAUCCUGCAGUUGAUUUAGGACAGGUCGAAGGAGCGUUUGUUCAAGGAAUAGGGUUUUUCAUGAUGGAAGAGUAUACAACAAAUGAGAAGGGGCUUGUGAUGCAACAAGGUACUUGGGACUACAAGAUUCCUACAGUCGAUACCAUCCCUAAGCAGUUCCACGUCGAGAUUCUCAACACUGGACAUCACAAGAACCGUGUUCUCUCUUCCAAAGCGUCGGGUGAGCCGCCUUUGCUUCUUGCGGCUUCUGUUCAUUGUGCAACGAGAUCCGCCAUUAGGGAAGCUAGGAAACAGUUCCUUUCAUGGAACUGCAAUGAUGGGAAUAGAGAUGGGUUUGGUAUGGAUUUUGAGUUGCCGGUUCCAGCGACUAUGCCUGUGGUUAAAGGUCUUUGUGGAUUGUAUAGCGUAAAUAAGUACUUAGAAGCGAAGAUCCAUGGGAAAUAAUUGAAGGCAAGUGCUUCUUUCGAGUGUUACAUUGUACACAAUAAUGUUAUGAUUAAGAUUUCAAAGAGGGGAAAUAAACAUUUAGGGAUCUUAGACAUAAAUAAUGUUUUCAGAACCAAAUAAUUCUGAAUUAAAUUAUGAAUAACUUUGUUUGCUGUAUAUGUACAAGCUGCUAAAAACACUUAAUACUCCUUCAAAUAGUCAAAUUGCACGUCUGCAAGGUGGAAGAAAGAAACAAAGUUACAUCUUGACAUCAAUUGCUUGGAGAUAAGAGUGCAAUAAUUUUGCGAGGACAUCAUCUAGGUAAUUUUUGAGAUAUGAGAAAUGUAAAUCAAGUGAUAAUCCAAUGUAACAUACUUUUUCUUUUUCUUUUCGGUAACACACUAACACUGAAUCCAAAAUUAUAUUAAUGAUAACCAUGUAUUAUUAC
Molecule: messenger RNA, 4255 nt
Organism: Thlaspi arvense
Lineage: Eukaryota; Viridiplantae; Streptophyta; Magnoliopsida; Brassicales; Brassicaceae
Source: the annotation of a GenBank genome assembly